Messenger RNA from Jaminaea rosea, 1109 nucleotides. RefSeq lists its product as hypothetical. Bases 80 to 1066 code for a protein of 328 amino acids. The record is from RefSeq and is a predicted model, not a curated record. Lineage: Eukaryota; Fungi; Basidiomycota; Exobasidiomycetes; Microstromatales. The transcript is spliced from 2 exons.
CACCUCUGCCUCGCAACUCUCACCCAAGAUUUGAGGCACGCCAAGACGAGAGGAAAGGAUCUCACCAAGCGUUGCUCGAAUGGCGCUCGCCCACAAAGAGACCGAAUCACAGAUCGAGGAGGUCCAGCUGCUGCGCUCUUGCACGACGGGCGACGAGUUCAAUUGGUUGCUGGCGCGAGGAGAUGCAGACGAGCAGGUGAAGCGAUGGGAGGCUCGAUGUGCUGGUAAGGAGAGCGAUAGCGAGCCUUUCGCAUUCGGUAUUCGACUGAGCAUAGAGCCGGCAUGCCAACUCGAAGUGAGGAUGCGCAAGCCUGGAGCAAGUGACGAGCACCAGUUGGCUGUCACGGGCCAGGAUGUGGCGGCGAAGGAGCUCCAAGCUCUUCGCGACGUGUGUGCGCAAAGGUGGCAGGCAAGCAAGGACGAAGGCGUCGAGCACCGCAUCUUCGACGUCUUCACAGCCCUGCAAGAGCACAUCGUCGACCAUCCCCUCUCUAGCCACGGCGACGCGCAGCAAAUGCCGAAAGAGAGCAGCCAAGAAGCAAAGUCAUCGCCGCCGUCGCCGCCCCCGCCGCCGCCGCCGCCUCCACCUCUCAGCAUGUCCCGCACAAUAUUCUGGUCUCACCACCUCAUAGCCCCCUCCAAGCGGCGUGACUUCGCCAAGUGGUCUUCCGAGCUCUCCCUCUGGGUAGUCCUCAAGAUCGGGUACCCAGGCUAUCUCUGCUUCGAGGGCAAGAGCGAGGAUGUGACCGAAGUGGUGCGCAGGGUCAAGGGCCUGCAGUGGCAUGCUAUCAAUGUGAGGAGCGAGGAGGAGUGGAUCUGUGAGCCCAAGGAGGGGGAGGAUGCCCCUAGCCUCGAGGCAAGGGCUUUGCUGAGCUGCCCGCUAGCAUCCACAUCAACGCCGGUCGCCCGCGGAGAAAAGGUCCGUACGACGUGCGAGGAGCUCGAAGGAAUGAGCGAGAUCGUCGAGCGGCUGCGUGCGGCCGGAUUGAGUGAGGAGGAGCUCGUUGACGCCCUCGGACUCAGAACGAAAGCAGGCGCAGGGCCGGGCAAGUCUAGCAAGCAAUGACAAUUGAUUGGCGCCUGCUCUAGCGAUCAGAUGUACAAGGACG